AUGGAUGAUGAAGACUUCACUGAUUUGCUUUUGGUCAUUGAAGUCAAGAAUGCACUUACACGUGUUCUUCAGGGUCAUGAUUCUGCUCAUUAUGAAGAACUUGUGGGAAUGAUGCAUAAUAGCGAUCAUCACUUGAAUUGUGACGAGGCGGCGACACUUGUGACAUGUUUGAAGACUUUAAAGCAGGCAGUUUCUUGGAUUGAUGUUGUUCAGCAUUGCUCUCUUCUGGAAGUUAUUUUCGCAAUGAGCUUGUGGAAGUACGACACUUAUGUAAUGGACUCUUUAGUGGAGCUAAUUAUCUCUUUGGCCUCAUCUACUAGUCCAAACUGUUUAGAUUCGUGUUUCGACAUGUUGGUUUGUAAUUUUGUGCCGCCUAUCUAUCUCCUGGAGUCUUUGAAUGAGCCGUGUGGCGUUGGGAAAAAGGAUCAGGUACUCGAUCGUGUUCAUUCAGCAUUGAAAGACAUAUGCGAUUUAUUUCCUCUUUCUCCUUUGAGACUGGAGAGGAUGAUUAGGCAUAGAAUGCCAAGCGUAUACGAGAGUCAACCCGUAAUCCUGAUAUAUGUGGAGAACAUGCUAAGAUUAGAGGGCGGAGCAAUGGGUGAAAUUAUUGGGAGUUCAAUGCUCAAUGCAGUAAUAGACAGACUGAUCGAUUUGGAUAUGGGGACAUUUUUGAAUGAAAGAGUGGUACAUGAUGAUGGUUUUUUUGACAAAGGUGUUUUUGGUGGAUGUGCCAUGGCUGAAAAGUUAGACAGUUUGAUGGUUUUGACAUUUGAGUAUCUUAAACUCUCCAACAAAAGAGGCCGUUUGCAGCUUGUUUUCGAUAUCCUUCUCCAGUCAUUUCAUAAAACGGUUCUGAAUGCGAAUGAAUCCAGGUUCGCGCAGUUUGUGAUCUUCUACGCGUGCUCUUUGGAUCCUGAAAAUUGUGGAGAACAAUUUGCAUUCAGUCUUCUAGAAAUAUUUUUAGGCAGUUGUGUUCCACAACAGAGAAUGAGCGCGGUUGCCUAUCUCGCUAGUUACUUAUCUCGAGCAUAUUUUGUCUGUUAUUCUCUGGUGAUCUCUAUGUUAGAAAAACUGGCCUUUAUGUAUGUCCUUCGCUUCCAUAUGAGACAUAUGGCUUUGGUCCCCCGUCUCAAAUAUCAACUCAGUCGGAUGCAGAUUGAUGAAAUUUUGAAGCAUCCAUUGAAUCCAUUGGAGGCCUGCUCCCCAUCAGUAGUGAAGAAAUUCGUCUGUGUUGCUAGAUACUACCGCGUAAUUUCUGUACCCAAGAAGAGCUCGGCUCGCAGUAAGCAAGAUUAUGAGGAUGAGAAUGAUGAUGAAGAAAAUAGAAACACUGAAGCUACUUUCGUCCCAAUGAAAAAAGCCCCAUCUAAUGGUAGCCUUAAUUUCCAGCAAACCAACAACGGCUUUCCAUUGAAAUCUCGAGAUGGCUAUGGAUUUGUGAUUUUGGAUAACGUAUGGUAUGCAUCAUCAGGAUUCAGGCAUAUUGACGCCGGCAUGACCUCCCAUUCUGAAAAGUCUAAGAAACUGCUGCAAAUCUUCAUUCCCCAGCAUAAUUCAUGUGCUUUAAUGGUUCGAGAUUACAAGUUCAAUGCAAAUCUUCAUUCGCAGUAG
Messenger RNA from Oldenlandia corymbosa var. corymbosa, 1611 nucleotides. NCBI's taxonomy places the organism in Eukaryota, Viridiplantae, Streptophyta, Magnoliopsida, Gentianales, Rubiaceae. The record is from the annotation of a GenBank genome assembly.